AUGCGCCUGAACGGCUUUGCUCUCGCGUUGAUGCUCACUGUUGCUGCCUGCACCUACGCCGACGGUAUCGCCAACCAGACCAAAACCGAUCUCAACAACACGCUAGAAGAUGACGGAGACCAGAAGCGAACAACUAGAGACGAAGCAGCGAUACGUACUACUGAUCGUGAUGCAAUGGACGAAGAUGUCGAGGAACGAUUACUCAGCUAUCUUCCGACCCGGAUGAAGUCAUUUUUUCGGAAGAAUUCUGGUGUCACGACGAUUUCGGAGCAUAAUGGAGCGUUUGGGAAGAUACUACAGACUAACCCUUCUGUCCGGAAGAGCGUCGAGAAAUUACAGAGCAAUGGUGCGCUGAUGAAAUCGUUGGAGCGAAACCCCGUUACCACCAAGCUUAGGGCGACACUGCAGAACAAACCUGUCAAACUGACUCCGAAGAACAUUGAGAACAUUGGACGCGCUGCGGCCAAGGAAGGCUCUUUCAAAUUCCCUCACUUGAGAUGGAAUUACUUUUUACUGGGGAUUGCGAUCUUGGCUCCACUUUCGCUGAUCUUCUUGAUCAAACCGGAAACACACGCCCCGUAUAAUUACUCGAAUAAUACCACCGAUAGUUAA
Phytophthora nicotianae INRA-310 is the source of this 612-nucleotide messenger RNA. RefSeq lists its product as hypothetical. Lineage: Eukaryota; Oomycota; Peronosporomycetes; Peronosporales; Peronosporaceae. The record is from RefSeq and is a predicted model, not a curated record. The coding region runs from base 1 to 612 and encodes 203 amino acids. The transcript has a single exon.